ACGGGAGUCCCAGUUUUCCCCAGUCGACCUCCACUAAGUCGGGUUAAAGUGCGCGGGGGGGGCGCAGUGGACUUGGGGCCUCUCGGGGCUAAAGAUCUGGAGUCGGGGAGUUUCCUGCGAAAUCAGCGGAGCUGGAGUUCGUUGAGAUCACCAUCAUCGUGGUGGUGGUGAUGGUCAUGGUGGUGGUGAUCACCUGUCUGCUGAGCCACUACAAGCUGUCCGCCCGCUCCUUCAUCAGCCGGCACAGCCAGGCCAGGAGGAGGGAAGACGCGCUGUCCUCGGAAGGAUGCCUCUGGCCCUCGGAGAGUACGGUGUCGGGCAAUGGAAUCCCGGAGCCGCAGGUCUACGCCCCGCCCCGGCCCGCCGACCGCCUGGCUGUGCCCUCCUUCGCCCAGCGGGACCGCUUCCACCGCUUCCAGCCCACCUACCCGUACCUGCAGCACGAGAUCGACCUGCCUCCCACCAUCUCGCUGUCGGACGGGGAGGAGCCCCCGCCCUACCAGGGCCCCUGCACCCUCCAGCUGCGGGACCCCGAGCAGCAGCUGGAGCUGAACCGGGAGUCCGUGCGCGCGCCCCCAAACAGAACCAUCUUCGACAGCGACCUGAUGGACAGCGCCGUGCUGGGUGGCCCCUGCCCCCCCAGCAGUAACUCGGGCAUCAGUGCCACGUGCUACGGGGGUGGCGGGCGCAUGGAGGGGCCGCCCCCCACCUACAGCGAGGUCAUCGGGCACUACCCUGGGGCCUCCACCUUCCAGCACCAGCAGAGCGGCGGGACCUCCUUGCUGGAGGGCCCCCGGCUGCACCACUCACACAUCGCCCCCCUGGAGAGUACAGCGGCCUGGAGCAAGGAGAAGGAUAAGCAGAAGGGACACCCCCUCUAGGAAUUCCUGGUGGCCGGGGCUGGGGCAGCAGCAGGUUCAAAAACAAAAACAAGAACAAAAACACUCCGCACUUCUCGAAAGAGAAGAGAGGAGAACGGGGCGACACAGAAAAUGCGACGCGUAACCAUCCUCUCCCCACCUCUCUGUGUAUAAAUAUUUACAUGUUCUGUCUGGUCUGAAUGCACAAGCUAAGAAAGCUUGCAAAACAAAAAACAAAACAACACACACACACACACACACAAAAACACGUUUCUUUGUUGAGCUGUGUCUUGAAGGCAAAAGAGAAAAAAAAAUUCUACACUAGUCUUUUCUGUUUCUAGUUGAGCUGCGUGCGUGGAUGCUUUCUUUUGUUUGUUUAUGAUGAUUUCACUUAACUUUAAAGACAUAUUUGCACAAAACCUUUGUUUAAAGAUCUGCAAUAUUAUAUAUAUAAAUAUAUAUAAAAUAAGAGAAACUGUAUGUGCGAGGGCAGGAGUAUUUUUGUAUUAGAAGAGGCCUAUUACAAAAAAAAAGUUGUUUUCUGAACUAGAAGAGAAAAAAAAUGGCAAUUUUGAGUGCCAACUCAGAAAGUGUGUAUUACCUUGUAAAGAAAAAAGAAACUACAAAGCAGGGGUCUAGAGCUAUUUAUAUAAAUGUCGAGCUUUUGCACUAUUUUUUAAUAUAAAUAUGUCAGUGCUUGUUUGAUGGAAACUCCUAUCACGUCUGUUGAGACUUUUAAGGGAGAUGCGGAAUCUCACGGUGGACGUCAGGCAGAGGGUGGGCCCCGCGCUGAGCCUGGAGAGAGGCUUCGGGGGGGCUGGCUUCCUGCAGAGCGGCAGCUUCUGUCUAGCGCCAGGUCGGUACCUCAUCCUACAUUCCCGCCCGAGGGAGACACGUCCCCUCCUCUGGGCCAGGCAGCCUUUGAAUCGCAAACAGCAGAGGAAGAUCACUCGAGGCACCGAGUUCCAGGCGGUGGGUUUUGCUUUUCCCGAAAUGAAGACAAACUGUUACUGAAGGAAUCUCAGUUUUUUCCUCUCUCUCUCUCUCUCUUUUUUUUAACCAUGAAGGUCCCCGUAGGAAGGGGCUGAUUAAGGUGCUCCUCGCCCCCCGCCCGUGUGGCCAGGGCCGCUCCGUCAGGCGGCUUGUGUGCGCGGACGCAGCGGGUGCCGCCGGCUGGCCGACAGGAAGGGCCCGGAGGACUAGGAACGCGACCUGUCCCUGCCUUUCUCUUUCUGUCUCAGCUCUCACCUAACAGGCGCGUAACCGGAAGACCAGAGGUGAAAGGGUGACACGCCCAGGUUUUUCCUAGGACAUUGCGGAAGGGUUAAAACGAGAAAAACAGUCCCAUCAACGCGAACUCGAGCUUUAGGAUGUAGAAGCAGAAUUCUCUGUCUCCUCCUCUUCCGCGUUUUCAUUCCCUCCCCUGUGGAAACCAUCCUGUUUGACGUGUUUCCAAUCUGUGUUUUCACUAAGCAUUUUUCUCAGACAGGACUCUUGUUUUCCAGGAUUCUACCGAGUAGAUUUCAGCGGGACCCCCUUGCUGGUGGUGUGCGGGCGGGCACACGUGCGAGCUAACACAGAUGGCAGGGAGAGAGUGGAGUGGGGGUCCCUCGGGAUCUGCCAGGCACGGUGGCUGGAGCCCCUCUGAGGACGGGCUAGUAUUCCAUGGGGGUGACGCUCCCACCAGAAGAGCAGCCCCCCCUCCGCCAUCCUCCAUUCCGUGGAGGUGUCUUCUCGCCGUUGGCAGAAUGCUAACUGGCAGGUUAACUCAAGAGAAAGGUAUGAGGCAAUAACUUGUUUUUAAGCAACUUUUUUAUGACUUGAAAAACAAAACCUCGAGAACAGUUUUGACGUUCUGACCAUUUGAACUCUAUUUCUAUAUAUAUAUACCUUUUAAGAACAUGGUGGCCAAUCUGACCAAGGCCUCUGAGUGUCCACUCACCAGCCUGGCAGAAGGUUCUGGUACCUUGACGAUAAAACCUGCCUGUCCGUGGGGUCUUCAGCCUAACCUUUGCUUCUCUCCCUCGAAGAUGCUUUUAAAAGGUCUUGCAGAGAAAUCCAUAGAGUCUGUCCUGAAAGGUACAGGGACACAUUUGUAGAUAAAAUUUUUAAACGUAGCUUUCCUUUACAUGAAGCGUCUCCCUAGUGCCUUACUGAGGAAGCAGUGGACCCCUCUUGUUCCCAGGCGGCGGCGUUCCUGGACAGUGCCCCGCUCACCUGGGCCUGGCCUUCCCGCUCGUGGUGGGCAGAGGGCUGCUGCUGCUUUAAAAACACCCCCAUCACCCUCACAUUGUGUCCCGCCUGCCCCCCUUCCACCUUGGAUGUGCCUCUCUUGGUCAGGCCACCCCUCCUGCCCCUCCAGCCUCUUGUCAGGAGCUUGUUCAAAUCCCAUCUGGGUUGGAAACCUGGACGUGGACCUUGUUUGCGUGAGCAGCGUCAGCCGAAAGCCAGGCUGAAGUGUCCCCGGGGUCCUCUUGAGCUAAACCUUGAAUCUUGUUGCUUGGCGGUGUGGUCUGCAUUUGCCAUAUUGGCAGCAAGUUAGAAGGAGGUGGGGGGUGGAGAGUUACUGACCUCAGCUGGCUUGAGGCCAUAGCAGCCCCCCAUGACACCCCAGGAUCGCAGUCCAGGCCUCAGUGCUGCAUUGUCCCCGGGCUUUGUGCCCGGCGGGUGACGAUUGCAAAUGUUCGUGGCGGAGUGACUUGUCAAAGCCAGGGUGCCUCCCAAGAAAACUAGUGGGGUGUUUCUGCAAAGUUCUUGGUUUCUCUGCUGGACCCAGAACCCCGAGGGUUGUUGUGCCAGUAUCUUUGAAGAGCCUUUGAGCACCUCUGGGGAGGCCCCCUCCGUCCAGUAGAAAGUUGGGGGUGUCCUCGGCAGUGGCUGGUUGGAGGGGGACCAGGCUGGGCUCAGAGAAGGUGGCAGACCUCGGCUUUUCUCUGCUCCUCUCGCUGUUUCCUUGCUUGUCAGUCAUCCCUUUUCCUCCAGAUGAAAACCACUUCCCCCACAAGGCCCAGGUCUACGCAGACGUCCACGCUCCAGUGUCUUUGCCAGGAGCUGAAAGCGGCUCCCCUCCCCACACCCAGCGACGUCCGGGGCAGGGCGAGGACUGAACCCACUCCCCGCCCGUGUCUGUCUGCGCUGUGAAUUGCACGACUCGGAGAAUGUAUGUUUCUCCCUAUGUGCUGCACCAAGCUUCCCGAUCUGCAAAGCAACACAUCCCGAUAAGGAAGGAAAAGGUUCCGUUCGGUUGGGUUUUCCGGAAACUGCGCUUCGAACUUUGCUGUACCAUAGAGCUCGGGAGGACCCGCUGCGCUCUCGUUCGCCUGCCUGACUCCCUGAUGGUUGUGCUGAUGGCGACGCUUCCACGUGGCUCCCUUGGUGUUGGGACUGCUCUCCGCAGCCCUGUUCCCCAAGUUCUGUUCAAGUUACACGUAUGUAAACUCUCUGUGGCACGCUGGGCGCGGCGCCCACGCUGCUGCUGCGUAGGACUCUGUGUUUGAAUGCCAAUCCACAGGCCUGAUGAAACCGCUUGUUGUGUAUCAAUAAUCAUUAGUGGCAAUGAUGACAUUCUGAAAAGCUGCAAUACUUAUACAAUAAAUUUUACAAUUCUUUGGAA
This is a messenger RNA of Vicugna pacos (alpaca), 4473 nucleotides long. RefSeq names its product prostate transmembrane protein, androgen induced 1 (gene PMEPA1). Gene Ontology annotation, molecular function: R-SMAD binding. Gene Ontology annotation, cellular component: Golgi membrane; early endosome membrane. Lineage: Eukaryota; Metazoa; Chordata; Mammalia; Artiodactyla; Camelidae. The record is from RefSeq and is a predicted model, not a curated record. Gene Ontology annotation, biological process: negative regulation of transforming growth factor beta receptor signaling pathway.